Molecule: messenger RNA, 393 nt
Organism: Trifolium pratense (red clover)
Lineage: Eukaryota; Viridiplantae; Streptophyta; Magnoliopsida; Fabales; Fabaceae
Product: ethylene-responsive transcription factor ERF098-like
Exons: 1
Coding region: 1-393 (130 amino acids)
Biological process (GO): ethylene-activated signaling pathway; regulation of DNA-templated transcription
Molecular function (GO): DNA-binding transcription factor activity; DNA binding
Source: RefSeq, a predicted model, not a curated record
AUGGAAGAGGCAAAUAAGAAGGGAGAUGAAGAAGUUAGGUACCGUGGUGUUAGAAGAAGGCCAUGGGGAAAAUUUGGGGCUGAGAUUAGGGAUCCAACAAAACCUACUGGAAGACAAUGGUUAGGAACAUUCGACUCAGCUGAGGAAGCUGCGAGAGCUUAUGAUUGUGCUGCCAUUCGUUUGCGGGGUGCUCUUGCCAUUCUUAAUUUUCCUGAUGAAUAUUAUUUUCAUCUUUCUUCUUUAUUGUCGUCGUCAUCGUCAUCUACUUGUGCCAUUGCAAGCACUUCGUCUACACAACAUAAGGAAGUUAUUGAGUUUGAGUAUUUGGAUAAUAAGGUGUUGGAAGAUCUUCUUGCGUCAUCGAAAGAAGAGAAUGAAAAGAAGAAUUAUUAA